Messenger RNA from Nylanderia fulva, 865 nucleotides. RefSeq lists its product as uncharacterized. NCBI's taxonomy places the organism in Eukaryota, Metazoa, Arthropoda, Insecta, Hymenoptera, Formicidae. The record is from RefSeq and is a predicted model, not a curated record.
GGCAGAUCAACAUUUUAUAAAUAACUAUUGUCGUGCUAUCAUCGCUGUACGUGUAACAAACCAAGAGACAACUAUUACGAUCUGACGCUUAAUAUAUAUAGCAUGAAAAUAUUUAUAACAAAAACCGAAUAGAAAAGAUUGGAUAACAUAAAUCACAAUCUCGAAUAUUACUUAGAUUUAAGGAGAAAAAUUUCAAACACCCACGUCCACGAUGCAUAUAUUUAGGUUAAUGCGGAUCUUUAAACGAAUUUUAUGUUAUUGGUUAUUAAUUUUCGUAGUUCUUCUUGUUGUUUUUAUCUUAAGCAUAUCAGUUGUAUUAGGAGCAAGUAAUGAAACAAAUACGAUAUUCAAUUUAGAAAAUGACAAUCAGAUUUCUAAUAAGUCAAAUGAUGAUAUAGAAGAUACAAGUAAAAAAGAUGAAUCAUACGACUCCAAUAACAAGGUGCCGGUUGUCGCGAUUAUUAUUAUAAGUUUACUGAUUGUAAUACUUUUAAUAUUAAGCUGGAAAUACAUAUUAUACCCACUUUUCUAUGGCCGUCGUUCUAGAGUAAUAGAUGUUUCGCCUAGAGUAAGGAAUGUCCAGCCACCUGUCGUGCACUUUUUAAACGAAGAAGUUGUUAUAGCUGCAAAUGAUUUGCAAGUGCAACUGCCUCCAGUAGAGAACUAAUUACAUAUACGUAUGUUAACAUUGGUGUUUUGCUGUUAAUUGUAAGAUUUACUUAUAUAUAAUAUUGAUAAAGUUUCGUAAGUAUAUUAUUAAGCCCGAAUCUCAAUUUUGUUCUGAUGCAUACGCGGCUACACAAGUAAUUUUUAAGUUAGAGUAAAGCCGUAUUAACAAUUAUAAAUUUAAUAAUUAAACAUAUAU